Anisakis simplex (herring worm) is the source of this 1089-nucleotide messenger RNA. Lineage: Eukaryota; Metazoa; Nematoda; Chromadorea; Rhabditida; Anisakidae. The record is from the annotation of a GenBank genome assembly.
AUGGAUGAAUCUGAGUGGACGUGCGAGUGGCAGUCUCAUCGGGAUCUUAUUCAGGGCGUCAUAAGCGUAGAUUAUUCACGCCUCAUCUUUCUGAACGACGUUAUUUGUAUUUUAGGACUGGGUACACCACCAAUGUUUGGUGAUUUCGAAGCUCAACGCCACUGGAUGGAAUUGACGAUACAUUUACCCAUUGACAAAUGGUAUGUGAAUGGUAGUGAUAAUGAUCUGAAUUAUUGGGGACUUGAUUAUCCACCUCUCACGGCUUUUCACAGUUUUGUGCUCGGCAAAUUGUUAGUACAUUUCCAAUACAAUCAUGUAUCGCUGGGAUUAUCACUGUUCGCAGUGCUGUGCUUGACGUUGAGAUGGCGAGUGGCUGCAUGUGCGCUGUUUGUGAUGGCGCUGAAUUUCAAACAAAUGCAACUCUACCAUUCGUUGCCGAUCGCCGCUUUCCUCUUCUCUACGUCCAUUCAUUCAACCUCAUCGACUCUUCGAAACAUCACAUCAACGUUUCUUUUCUCAUUUCCUUAUUCUUUUGACAAGGUGGCAAAUUUAUGGUGUGCACUAAAUGUUGUGGUGAAACUGAAAGGUUAUGACGCAACUGGUUUGAUCAAGUUGAGCACAGUUUGUGUGCUGUGUGCACAUAUCCCAUGCAUACUUGCAUUGUUAUUACGUCCGGAUGCAUCGAACUUCAAGAAUGCAUUGUUCGUGUCGAGUUUAUCAUUCUUUUUAUUCUCAUUCCAAGUUCAUGAGAAAUCGAUCCUAUUGGCUGCUGUGCCGGCUCUCAUCAUUUGGAACGAUCGACCAGUGACCAUUUCAUGGUUUUUGAUUAUCACAAACUGUAGUGGUAAAAAUGAAUUUGUUUCUUUGCAGUGGACGAUAGUACAUUCGAGCUGUUUGGCAAGUGUUACACUAUGUGCUGCGAGUCUGGUUAUAUCACCUCCUAAACGAUAUCCAGAUAUAUUCCCAUUGUUGAAUGCCAUCUUUUGUUGUGCCCAUUUCGUGAUGUUUCUGAUUUAUUUCAACUACUUGAUCGUUACCCAUACAUAUGCUGUCAUUGGAACUGAUAAGCAUAGAGUGAAGUUGGAAUAA